Penicillium subrubescens is the source of this 951-nucleotide messenger RNA. RefSeq names its product putative gamma-cysteine synthetase regulatory subunit. Lineage: Eukaryota; Fungi; Ascomycota; Eurotiomycetes; Eurotiales; Aspergillaceae. Gene Ontology annotation, molecular function: glutamate-cysteine ligase catalytic subunit binding; enzyme regulator activity. The coding region runs from base 1 to 951 and encodes 316 amino acids. The record is from RefSeq and is a predicted model, not a curated record. Gene Ontology annotation, biological process: glutathione biosynthetic process. Gene Ontology annotation, cellular component: glutamate-cysteine ligase complex. The transcript has 2 exons.
AUGAAGUUGAUCCUCUCCACCUCCAAUAUUAUGAACGGAGGCAGACCGUCUGUCAUCCGCUCGCCGCUGACGCAGAAGUCCAACAUCGAGUUGAUAACGUCCCUGCGCUCGAACUUCCUGGCUUCGCAAGUGCUCGACGACGGUACGAACGGGACCAACGGCGAUGCGAACGGAUUACACCCUGAGAAACGUGAUUAUUCUUCGUGGACGGUGGAUCACGACGGGGCUCUCUACAUUCCGGCCGUGGAUUUCUCACAGCAUGGACUGGCCGAGGAGCGGGAUCAAUACGAUAUCACGGUGAAACUAUUCUAUCUACCAGGGAUUCCAGCCUCGAGACGCUGCGCACACACAAGGGAAGCAAUUGAUCUGGUAUUGAAGGAGCUACAUGUCAAGUCUAUCGAUUUGCUGAUAGUUUCGUUCCCGGGGAUUCUAUUUGAUGCGGACGACGACAGCGAUGAGGAAGGGUCUGACGCUAGUGGGGAGGAUGACUUUGACAGCAUGGUGCAGACGUGGCGAGUGCUUGAGUCCCUGCAUGAACAGGGCAUGAUCGCGCAGUUGGGCGUCGCCGAGUUCGGCAGCGAGCGGCUAGCGCGCUUCCUCCCACAUACCCAGCUCAAGCCUUCGGUGGAUCAGAUCAACCUGAAGGACUGUUGCGUGGUGCCCAAGUCCCUUAUUCUCUAUGCCAAGCAGGAGAAGAUCCAACUCUUGACCCACAAUGAUUGCAAUGAUAUCCUUCCGGUCGGCACGACACGAGAGCUCUUGGGGCCGGCGGAUAAGGGAGGUGCAGGCAUCCUGGCUUCGACGCCAGAUGCUAACGACGGAAUUCAGGGACACGUCGAGCCGCAAUGGGUGGUCAAGUACACGGCCGUGGUGAAGGAUCGCGGCGUGGUUGAGAACAAGGGAUAUUUCGCUCUGGCAGAUGUCGGCACAUGUGUCAAGUCCCAGUCAUAA